This is a messenger RNA of Salvelinus namaycush (lake trout), 1224 nucleotides long. Its product is annotated as tumor protein p53-inducible protein 11-like. The record is from RefSeq and is a predicted model, not a curated record. The transcript has 7 exons. NCBI's taxonomy places the organism in Eukaryota, Metazoa, Chordata, Actinopteri, Salmoniformes, Salmonidae. The coding region runs from base 553 to 1125 and encodes 190 amino acids.
CGAGUCUUCAUCGUGGACAGGCAGCCAGCGAUCCAUAGCCCUGUUCUCUGCAUUGAGUCUUCAUCAUCGUGAACAGGCAGCCAGCGAUCCAUAGCCCUGCUUUCUGCUUCGAGUCUUCAUCGUGAACAGGCAGCCACAGCGAUCCAUAGCCCUGUUCUCGGCAUCGAGUCUUCAUCGUGGACAGGCAGCCACAGCGAUCCAUAGCCCUGUUCUCGGCAUCGAGUCUUCAUCGUGAACAGGCAGCCAGCGAUCCAUAGCCCUGUUCUCGGUAUCGAGUCUUCAUCGUGAACAGGCAGCCAGCGAUCCAUAGCCCUGUUCUCGGCAUCGAGUCUUCAUCGUGAACAGGCAGCCAGCGAUCCAUAGCCCUGUUCUCGGCAUCGAGUCUUCAUCGUGAACAGGCAGCCAGCGAUCCAUAGCCCUGUUCUCGGCAUCGAGUCUUCAUCGUGAACAGGCAGGCAAACACAGGCAGACAGACCGAAGUGGAGAGCCUUUGUUGCCGGGCAGUUCCCACGGUAACGGAGUGACACUGAUACAUUUUAAAGUUAUUGUGCCAUGGCCUCUAAGCCACAUCCUCCUCUAAUGAAGAAACACAGUCAGUCAGAUCUGGUGAGCCGGCUGAAGACCAGGAAGAUACUGGGGGUCGGAGGAGAGGACGACGACGGAGAGGUGCAUAGGUCGAAGCUCAGUCAGAUGCUGGGGAAUGACAUCAAGUAUCAGGUGCGAGAGCCUGUUGGUCUAAGGCUCUGGAUCGUCAUCUCUGCGUUAACCUUCACAGUUAUGGCCUUGAUGGCCCUGGUGUGUCCCAACCAGCUCUAUGAGGUGGUGUUUGAAGAAGAGAUCAACAAGACCAGCAUCUCCAUCAGGCUCUAUGGAGGAGCACUACUCAGUCUGUCCCUCAUCUUGUGGAAUGGAGUGUAUGCACAAGAGAAGGUCAUCAUUCAAUGGACUCUGCUCAGCGAAGCAUGCUACUUUGCUGUCCAGUUUAUAGUUACGUCGGUCACCCUGGUGGAGAUGGGCUCGUUUCCCAACGCUGCCAUCCUCCUCCUCCUCAGCCGGGUGCUCUUCCUCCUGGUCACUCUCUUCUAUUACUACCACCUGGGGAGAGGACGACCCAAGAAGAUCUGAGAGGAGGGAGGGGAGGAGAGAGGACGACCCAAGAUGAUCUGAGAGGAGGGAGAGGAGAGAGGACGACCCAAGAUGAUCUGAGAGGAGGGAGAGGAGAGA